AACAUUAAGUUUAUUGCAUGCCGGUGGUUUUUUGUUACAGCAGUACGUGUGUGAUCAGUACGUUCGGAUGGAAGCGAAUAAUUUACGCUACACUAGAGACAAUCAAAGGACGCUGUUUGCCGAAGCGUAUCAGGGGCUUGUGGACCACAUAAACCAACAACUUCAUGUAGAUGAAAUCGAUCCUGUUGGUCGUAGGAUGAUUUUGCCAUCAACGUUUGUAGGCGGCCCCCGUUACAUGAAACAAUGUUACCAUGACGCGAUGGCCAUUGUGCGUAAGUACGGUAAACCUGACCUGUUCAUAACGUUCACAUGUAACCCUAAGUGGCCAGAGAUUGUUGACAACAUUCCAAAUUGGUUGAAAGCUAACGACAGGCCAGAUUUGGUGGCAAGGGUGUUCCAUGCAAAACUUAAGGAGCUAAUGCGUGAUAUAACAGUUACUAAGGUGUUUGGUAAUGUUGAUGCUUACGUUUAUACUAUUGAGUUUCAGAAACGAGGUCUUCCGCACGCCCACAUACUCAUUAUCUUGCAAGAAGACAGUAUGUUGCAUACUGCCGACGACGUUGACGAUGUGGUAUGUGCCUGCUUACCAGACCCGGCAACUGACAGACGCCUAUUCAACAGUGUGACAUCACACAUGAUUCAUGGACCGUGUGGACAGCUUAACCAUAACAGUCCGUGUAUGGUGGACAACAGUUGCUCAAAAAACUACCCAAAAGAGUACAGCGAAGAGACUUUGUACAUUUCCGACAGCGGUUACCCGACUUACCGCAGACCAAAUAACGGACUUGAGGCUAACGUCAGAGGUCACCGAGUAGGAAAUGAGUUUGUUGUGCCAUACAACCCUUACUUGCUGAUCAAGUAUGAUGCGCACAUCAACGUUGAGGUAUGCUCUACAGUGAAGAGCGUAAUGUAUCUAUACAAAUAUGUGUACAAGGGACAUGACGCGGCUACCGUGGAAGUUUGGAAUGGAAAUGAAAUAGAAAAUUACAUAAAUUCACGGUACGUCAGUCCACCAGAAGCGGUUUGGAGGUUGUUUUCGUAUGAAAUGCAUAACAAGAGUCAUACGAUCGUCAGACUUCCAGUACACUUAGAAGAUUAUCACAACGUGUACUUUGCCCCAAAUCAGGCACUGGAAAGGGCACAAAAUGCUGCUCUAGCUCGAACAAAACUCACGGCCUUCUUUGCGCUUAACGCGACAGACGUCGAGGCCAGACAGUACCUGUACCAAGAGAUACCGAUACAUUACACUUGGAACGCAACGCGAAGAACAUGGUGACGACGGCG
Molecule: messenger RNA, 1284 nt
Organism: Melanaphis sacchari
Lineage: Eukaryota; Metazoa; Arthropoda; Insecta; Hemiptera; Aphididae
Exons: 2
Coding region: 68-1276 (402 amino acids)
Source: RefSeq, a predicted model, not a curated record